AUGUCCCCCAACUACAUCCGGAGCUUCUCGGAGGGAUGUCUCAGACCGCCAACAGUAAUUGGACAAUUCCACACUCUUUUUUUUGGCUCAAUUCGAAUGUUUUUCCUUGGUGUUUUGGGCUUUGCUGUUUAUGGAAAUGAGGCCUUGCAUUUCAGCUGUGACCCAGACAAGAGAGAGGUUAAUCUUUUCUGUUACAACCAGUUCAGACCUAUAACUCCUCAGGUAUUCUGGGCAUUACAGCUGGUGAUUGUACUGGUGCCUGGGGCAUUUUUUCACCUUUAUGCUGCUUGUAAGAGCAUCAAACAGGAAGAUAUUCUCCAGAAGUCAUCCUACACUGGGUUUUAUAUCUUCUCUGUUUUCUUAAGGAUUGUCCUUGAAGUUGUGGCUUUUUGGCUUCAGAUUCAGCUUUUUGGUUUCAAAGUGAAUGCAAUCUACAUGUGUGAUGUGGGAGCACUUGAUAAAAAGUUUAACAUUACCCGAUGCAUGGUGCCAGAGCACUUUGAAAAGACAAUCUUUCUUAUUGCAAUGUACACAUUUACUGUGAUUACAGUGAUCUUGUGUGUUGCUGAAAUUUUUGAGAUCUCAUGUAGAAGGCUAGGUUUCUUAAAAACUCAGUGA
Messenger RNA from Serinus canaria (Common canary), 618 nucleotides. RefSeq names its product gap junction protein epsilon 1 (gene GJE1). Gene Ontology annotation, biological process: cell communication. NCBI's taxonomy places the organism in Eukaryota, Metazoa, Chordata, Aves, Passeriformes, Fringillidae. The coding region runs from base 1 to 618 and encodes 205 amino acids. Gene Ontology annotation, cellular component: connexin complex. The record is from RefSeq and is a predicted model, not a curated record. The transcript is spliced from 3 exons.